UUAAAAUUGACUUUUGUUGACGUGGCAGCCACGUAGAUGCCACGUCAAUGACACCUCAUAUUUUUAAUUAAAAAUUAAAUCAUAAAUAAAAAAAUAAUAUAUUGUUAUAAAAAAUAAAAAAUGUUAACCAAAAAAAAUUAGAAAAUGUACUCAAUUAACCCUCCCUCUGCAGAUUCGAACAUUUUCCUUCGUCUCUUCACCUCCCCUCCCCCGAUUACCUCUCCCUUCCUUCUCUCCAUCGCCGCCGCUGCUUCCGCCUCCUCCUACGCCAUCGCCGCCACCUACGGCAUACUCUUUCUUCCUCGAGGUGGACUCCUAGCUUCGCUUUCUGUCGACUCAUCUCGGCUAUUGCGCGUGGAUUGCUUGGGAGAAGCUGUUGAGAGCAAUCGAUUGAUCUCAUCUCUGAUUUUCAGUUUCCUUCGUUUGAUCGAAUCGACCCCCAACGGGGAAGGGAUGAGUCGGUAGCAGGUGAGGGACGCGCUUCAUCCCACCCACCCUGCCGACACCAUCCCCAGCCAACACCACUCCCCCAACACACCUGCUUUCGAUUUCAAGGAACCCAAUGGCCAGCCAUCAAUCGGAUUCGGCGAAAUCAUCGCCGCGCGUCACCAUCGGCGUAAACCACCUCCAACCCCUGGCCGAUUCGCUCAUUCCUCCUCGACGGAUUCACCUUCUUCCUUCUCUUCCCACAAUGAAGAAGGAAGAUACGAGAUCGAUUUGCUGCUGCCAAUCCCCUGCUGCUCUUCUUGUUCGAACAUGGGUUAUUUCUUCUAGGGAUUUUGGAUGAACUAGAGAACUCUAUUUGGGGUUCUGUUUUCGAGUAGAAAAGAGAAGAAAGGGUCCUACUGACGAUGGCUACGGGUGGUGGGAGGUGGAGAAAGAAAGGGGAAAUUAAUUUCUGUCGUGUCUGAACCCACCUCGUUCAACGAUUUCCAAUUCCUUUCCCUCCAUCGUCAACCUCCGCUCGAUCGAGAAAUCUAGAGCAACGAGGAAGCUUCGCUUAAGAAGGCAGCUCUCUAAAAGGUGAUGCUUGAAGAUGGGUCCGUCGAAUCAGGGAAAGCAAGGGAUUUUGGAGGCAACGAAGCGGCGGCUCAAUAGAUGACUGCGUAGAUGGCCGGUUGCACCCUUAAGGUUGACCGCCGACGGAGAAGACAAAUCGGCGACAAACUGUGGGAAUCCACCGUCGUCGAGGAGGAAGAAGGGAAGAGGAAGGGUUUCCUAGUGGAUUUUUGUAAUUUUCUUUUUUUUAUAUGAAAAAUAAUUAUAAAUUAAUAUUAUAAAUUCCACUUCAAAUGCCACAUCAGCGCUUACUGGAUUUUCUGUUAAAAACUAACGGUCAACGCCGGUCAACUUUAACGGUGAAAUAGUUUAGGACAUAAAUGUCAUAUCGAAUACUUUAGGACACAAAUGGCACAAAGUUAAUAGUUCGGGUUUCCUAGUGGUAUUAGCCCUUAUUUUUAUUAUUUGUAACCUCUAUAAAUAGAGGAUCUAAGACAAACUGUGGGAAUCCACCGUCGUCGAGGAGGAAGAAGGGAAGAGGAAGGGUUUCCUAGUGGAUUUUUGUAAUUUUGUAAUUUUCUUUUUUUAUAUGAAAAAUAAUUAUAAAUUAAUAUUAUAAAUUCCACUUCAAAUGCCACAUCAGCGCUUACUGGAUUUUCUAUUAAAAACUAACGGUCAACGCCGGUCAACUUUAAUGGUGAAAUAGUUUAGGACAUAAAUGUCAUAUCGAAUA
Messenger RNA from Linum trigynum, 1732 nucleotides. The record is from the annotation of a GenBank genome assembly. NCBI's taxonomy places the organism in Eukaryota, Viridiplantae, Streptophyta, Magnoliopsida, Malpighiales, Linaceae.